This is a messenger RNA of Fukomys damarensis (Damara mole-rat), 1455 nucleotides long. RefSeq lists its product as uncharacterized. Bases 632 to 1450 code for a protein of 272 amino acids. The transcript is spliced from 3 exons. NCBI's taxonomy places the organism in Eukaryota, Metazoa, Chordata, Mammalia, Rodentia, Bathyergidae. The record is from RefSeq and is a predicted model, not a curated record.
AAACUUCUAUCACAAAGUUGUAAAUUUUCAUAAAACAACAAGGAAUUUAUUGCAUUUCUUCCUGGCUGCUCCACCAGCAACGCUUUUCUCAGUCGCCAUCUUCUUUUCUUCUCCUUCUGCCUUUUUUGGGGGAAACCCCAAUCUGAGGAGGGGUGAGAUUUGGGGUGCAGAGUUUCAGGGUAGAGAAGCCACAGGGGCCCGGGGAGGAAGGGGGUUCUCUUAGAAAUAUCCCUGCUCCCUCGGGAGCUCCGCGCCUCUUUUCUAGUAAAAAUUCACCCCAAGUCUUCUGCAGUGGACAGAUUUGAAGGUGAGGCAGGAGCUGCAGUCGGUUUCUGGCGUCCUCUGCACAAAGCAAAAGCUACUCUGUCCCCCCUAACCUCGGAUUGGGUGCCCUCAUUCUCAGCCCUAAAAAUAUGGGGCCCCCACCUGUGAGGCUUGCAGCACUGCGGGUGUGGGGGCCUAGAUUCCCCGGGGCCUAGUUUCUUUUUCCCCCUAGGAGGGGAGGUGGCCUGGAGGGGGCCAAAGCAGACGGCCUAACAGCUGGAUUCUCCACCUCCGCACCCCAGAAACCGGGGGAGGGUAGAGCCGCGUAGAGUGCUCCUGCCCAAAUGCUGGCUGGCCCAAGUUCCUGAUGACAGCUCCGCACACUGGCCAAGGGGGUUCCGCCAUCAUCAGUGGGGAAACUGCGAGGUUCCAGGUCACCGGCUGCCCCGAGAGCAGGCAGAAAGGCUCCCCGGAAGUCCCCGGCAUCAUCGGGCGGCUCGGCCAGGCUCACAGCAAAAGGGAACAGGGCGCGACCAUGCCAGCCGGAAACCUCAUCUUGCCUGGACUCCUGAAGCUGGAAAGCUCUAACCUGCUGGUUCCUGAAGGCUCUGCUCCUAAGGCACGUAUGUGGGGUGAGGGGAGGUGGAUCCUCAGUUCCUCCUUGGGUCCAGGGACUCCAGGCCUCCCCUGUUGGCCGCUGACUGUGGUGGUCCUUGGGACUGGGUGCCAGAGGGAACCCUGCAAGGCCCUGUGGUGUGGAGCUCAGGACUGGUUCCAGUGUUUCCCAAGAAAAGGAGACAAAGGGGCCCCCCUGCACAGCUCCAGCACUCCCCACCCUGUCAUGGAGCCAGGAGGGGAAAAUCUGCAGGUGCCUUGGAGAAUGGAGCUGGGCAGAGAGCAGCUGGCCUCUGGUGAUUCUUCCCCAGUGCAGGACCCAGGCCCAGCCAGGGCCAGGCUGGCCUCCUUGCCCACCUGGCUGCCAGGGCAACUGGUUCUGCGAAGCCAUCUCUGGGCCUCCAGGGAAGCACAAAGGCAGAGGAGAGACAGCAGCCCGGUUAGAGCAGAACACAAGGCUGUGUGGGGGGCCGAGGAGAUGGGACCUUCCAAGCUCAGGCUCAGAACCCUAAGGAGGAGACCUGGAGGCCCUGAGGUGCUGGUGCCAGCCCUCCUGGGAAAGCGACACUAGAGGAG